AUGCCAGGUGCUACAAAACGUCGUGCAGCGGCAGAUGAUGAUCUGAGUGGUGUCGAAUUCGAGACGAGUGAGGGAGUCGAUGUCAUUCCAACUUUUGAUCAGAUGGGACUUCGCGAGGAUCUAAUUCGUGGAAUCUACUCUUAUGGAUUUGAGAAGCCGUCAGCAAUUCAACAACGUGCCAUCAAGCCAGUCUUAAAGGGAAGAGAUCUUAUUGCUCAAUCACAAUCCGGAACAGGAAAAACCGCCACCUUCUCAAUUUCUGUGCUACAAGGUCUUGACACGCAAAUUCGUGAGACGCAAGCCUUGAUUCUUUCGCCAACACGUGAGCUUGCAUCCCAAAUUCAAAGGGUUAUUCUUGCUCUUGGAGACUACAUGAGUGUGCAAUGCCACGCGUGCAUCGGUGGAACAAAUGUUGGAGAAGACAUCCGCAAGCUCGAUUAUGGUCAACAUGUCGUUUCUGGAACUCCUGGCCGGGUGUUUGAUAUGAUUCGACGUCGCAAUCUUAGAACCCGUGCUAUCAAGCUGCUCGUUUUGGACGAAGCCGACGAAAUGUUGAACAAGGGAUUUAAAGAACAGCUCUACGAUAUCUAUCGUUAUCUCCCACCAGGAUGCCAGGUUGUCUUGCUCAGUGCCACUCUACCUCAUGAAGUCCUCGAAAUGACCUCAAAGUUCAUGACGGAUCCAGUGCGCAUUCUUGUGAAACGUGACGAGUUGACUUUGGAAGGAAUCAAGCAGUUCUUCGUGGCUGUCGAUCGUGAGGAGUGGAAAUUUGAUACCCUUGUCGAUCUCUACGAUACAUUGACCAUCACACAGGCUGUCUUGUUCUGCAAUACACGUAGAAAGGUGGAUUGGCUGGCCGAGAAAAUGAAAGCAGCAAACUUCACGGUUUCUUCAAUGCACGGAGACAUGGAACAAUCAGAGCGUGAGCAAAUUAUGAAGGAUUUUCGUGAGGGUACUUCACGAGUAUUGAUUUCAACCGAUGUCUGGGCUCGUGGUUUGGACGUUCCGCAAGUGUCUCUCGUAAUCAACUAUGACCUGCCAAACAAUCGUGAGCUCUAUAUUCAUCGCAUUGGACGUUCGGGUCGUUUCGGAAGAAAGGGUGUUGCCAUCAACUUUGUCAAGAAUGAGGAUGUCCGCAUCCUUCGCGACAUCGAGCAAUAUUACUCCACCCAAAUCGACGAAAUGCCAAUGAACAUCGCAGAUAUGAUC
Mesorhabditis belari is the source of this 1209-nucleotide messenger RNA. Lineage: Eukaryota; Metazoa; Nematoda; Chromadorea; Rhabditida; Rhabditidae. The record is from the annotation of a GenBank genome assembly.